Messenger RNA from Metarhizium robertsii ARSEF 23, 2685 nucleotides. Its product is annotated as Signal transduction response regulator, receiver domain protein. NCBI's taxonomy places the organism in Eukaryota, Fungi, Ascomycota, Sordariomycetes, Hypocreales, Clavicipitaceae. Gene Ontology annotation, molecular function: protein kinase activator activity; phosphorelay response regulator activity. The transcript is spliced from 2 exons. The record is from RefSeq and is a predicted model, not a curated record. The coding region runs from base 1 to 2685 and encodes 894 amino acids. Gene Ontology annotation, biological process: osmosensory signaling via phosphorelay pathway. Gene Ontology annotation, cellular component: Mcs4 RR-MAPKKK complex.
AUGGCGCACGAUAUUGCUUCCCGCAUCAAGGCGCGGCUAUCGAGGCGGCGACAUUCGACUGCGUCGUCCCUGGCGUCUUCUCGAAGCGGUCUUGGGGAGGCGUCUGUUUCGUCUGUUCCCAGCCAGACCAGCCGUGAGGCAUCGUUUGCCUCGCACGCCCAGCGCACUGCGAGCCAGACCAGCGAUGAACACUCCGAAGCGAUUGGCCAUGGAGCUGCAGCCGGGACCGAAGUCGAAAACGGUGAUGCGGAAGGAGACAGACGACAGCAUCAUGACAAGGACCAGGACGGCUGGGCGGGUGACGAACGAGGCACAAAUCAAGCCAGUGGUCUUGACAGUGAACCCCCCGCUGAAGGCCCGUUCUUCCAGCGCUUCGGAGCCGGCAACAGCGGUGGUGCCCUGGGGGCUUCAGGGAAGGAACGGCCAGCGCAGCUUGAACCCCUCGCCGAGGAAGCCCUCUCACGGCAGAAAUUAGAGGGUCACCCGCUGUCGCAUGUCCCAAAACUGGCCCCCCAGGUCUCCCAGGACCCCCGGAACAUCCCCAUGGGCUCCGUCGACAUGGGCCAGGGCCAGGCACAUCAUGAUAUGGACGCAUCCGACAAGGACCCGCCCCGCCACGACCACCUCCAUGGCUCUGCCUGGGCUGCAUCUCGAUUUGGUCCUCAUCCUGAUCCUUCAACACAAUUGAGCCCAGCUACUGCGGUUCAUUUGCCGCCCCCGCCGCGGUCAACCCCAUCGCCGACAUCUUCGCCCCUUCGAACCUCUCGUUCCUCGACAUUAGCCGUCGGCGACCGCAACUCGCCGCAGCGUGGUGGUGCUGGACGGAUCCAUAACCACGGCCACAACUUGCGGCUUUUCGACAUUGGCUCCUCAGGCUCAGGAGUGAGGGUGCCUCCCGCACAUGCUGGUGACGAUCUCGAAGUUGAUCCUCUCCAACCCCCGCAACAUGGCCGUGAGCUCGACCAGCUGAGCUUCGCGUCCUUUCCUGCAGCUGCGUCGGCAUCUGCUGCGUCGUCUGCCGCCAGUCCGGUAUCCUUCACGAGUGAUCCGCAACCUUCACGGCGACAGAGCCUUUUCGCCAGCCGGCAAACAAGCCUGAUCAAGACUCUUCUCCGAUCCAACCAACCGCAGGCCGCCACAGAUACUGAACAUAGGCACUCUAUAGAUACCAUCAUGGUUACCAGAAAGAUCUGGGUCAGGCGGCCACACGCCUCUGCUACGACCAUCACCAUAAACGAAGAUGACCUGGUCGAUGAUGUUCGGGAUAUGAUUUUGCGAAAAUACGCCAAUUCAUUAGGUCGCACAUUUGAUUCCCCGGACCUCGUCAUCCGUGUACAUCCGCGAGACCAAGAAAAAGAACGGGCCCUUGGCCCGGAGGAAGUGAUGGCUCGAACCCUGGAUACCUACUACCCUGGCGGUCAGACUAUUGACGAAGCUCUCAUCAUCGAUAUUCCCCGACGAACCCCGAAAGCCUCUCCUCGCGUGCCCAUCCCCCCAGGCACUGCUACAACAUACUACAUCACAGAGGACGGCCGACCCUCAGAAGCCGGCGAGGGUUAUUUCCCACCCGUCGUAGCCAUACCAUCACCGCAUGCUUCACAUGUUGUUCCAGCAACAGCGCCCAACGGUACAGUACCACACUCGAUUGCUGUUCUUGGAACCGGCCAUAUCCCUCCUAUUCCAUCUCCAGGUGCCACCAGCAGGUCACGCCUCUACAGAGACCGCCCAGACCGGCCUAGACUAAAUAGGACUCAUACAUCUUCGCCAACGUUGAUGGCCGGUCAUGCUCCAGGGCCGCAAGCCUCCAAUACCGGUAGCCACGGUACGCAGAACUUUGACCCGCGGUUACCCCAUUCCCGAACUCAUUCAAGCUCGUCAGACCAUCCGUCCGGACUCGCAAUGGUGAAAACCCCAAUGACCAAAUCACCUGGUCCCGAAGUAACUCCCGCCAGAAUUGCUACUCCUCCUCCGCGAUCUUCUUCCCCAAGGGCACCGAGUCUUCGUCCGAAGAGAAGCAAAAAAAGCUCAGAACAUCCUGCCGCGGCCGGCACUGUCCUGAACGGGAAUGUCCCUCCCAUCAAUGUUCUCAUCGUCGAAGAUAACCCCAUUAACCUGAAGCUAUUGGAGGCAUUUGUAAAGAGAUUAAAAGUACGAUGGCAGUCGGCCAUGAACGGACAAGACGCCGUCAAAAAGUGGAGGAUGGGGGGGUUCCAUCUUGUAUUGAUGGACAUUCAACUGCCAGUGAUGAAUGGUCUCGACGCAACCAGGGAGAUUCGAAGACUCGAAAGGAUAAAUACUAUCGGUGUCUUUACAUCAACGCCUGACAAUGCGACGGGCAACUCGGAAGAGGAUAUCAAGGAUCAGGAUCGGCUGCAAAACCCUUCUCUUUUCAAAAGUCCUGUGAUUAUUGUGGCAUUGACUGCCAGUUCCCUGCAAAGUGACCGACAUGAAGCAUUGGCUGCAGGUUGCAAUGAUUUUUUGACCAAGCCGGUCAACUUUGUGUGGCUCGAGCGUAAAGUGAUGGAAUGGGGUUGCAUGCAAGCACUCAUCGACUUUGACGCCUGGCGCCAUUGGAAGGAAGAGUUGGCUGUGCAGGAUGCAGAAAGGGAGGAGGCGGCAAAGAAAGCUCUGGCAACCAAGGCCAAAUCGAAGAAGAACCGAUCGUCUCUCUCCACGACUUCUUAG